Messenger RNA from Galendromus occidentalis (western predatory mite), 870 nucleotides. RefSeq lists its product as uncharacterized. NCBI's taxonomy places the organism in Eukaryota, Metazoa, Arthropoda, Arachnida, Mesostigmata, Phytoseiidae. The coding region runs from base 1 to 870 and encodes 289 amino acids. The record is from RefSeq and is a predicted model, not a curated record. The transcript is spliced from 2 exons.
AUGAAUUCCAUCACUGGAGAUCGAGUUUUCGGAGAAAGACGCUGCUGGAUGUACUCCAUAGAAUGGCAAAAGAGAAGACUUCCGCACGCACAUAUCCUGAUCUGGUUGGUGAACAAGAUUACACCAGACCAAAUCGAUGGUAUCAUCUCCGCGGAAAUGACUAAUCCAUAUAUUGAUCCCGGACUCCACGAGAUCGUCAUGCAGAACAUGUUUCAUGGGCCUUGCGGCGAUUUGAAUCCGAGAUGUGUAUGCAUGGUGAACGGCAAAUGCUCGAAACGAUAUCCGAAACGCCUGAUCCCGUCCACCAUCACAGGAAACGAUGGUUAUCCUCAAUAUCGUAGGAGGUCUGUGGAAGAUGGUGUAACCAUCUUGGAUAACACUUGGAUCGUUCCCUAUUCACCUCUGCUCUCGAAAACGUUCAAAGCUCACAUCAAUGUUGAGUACUGCAACUCUGUCAAGUCCAUCAAAUACAUCUGCAAGUAUGUAAACAAGGGCAGUGACAUGGCAGUUGUUGAAGUGACAAACACUUCAGCACCAGUGGAUGAAGUUGAAAGAUAUUGCCUGGGACGUUACAUAAAUAGCAAUGAAGCUAUAUGGCGUAUUCUCUCAUUUCCCAUCCACGAACGAGAGCCCGCGGUUGUGCACUUGGCGGUUCACCUCGAGAAUGGGCAACGCGUGUAUUUCACGACGAGUAACGUGCGGGAAAGAGCAGCUGUACCACCUGCCUCUACAUUGACUGCCUUUUUCGAUUUGUGCAGAAAUCAGGAUGAUGCCUUCCCGAGAUCACUCCUCUAUUCCGAGGUGCCAAAAUACUACACAUGGCAAGUUCAAGGCAAAAGUUCAAGGCUCGCGAACGGGGAACUCCUGUGA